Molecule: messenger RNA, 921 nt
Organism: Scomber japonicus (chub mackerel)
Lineage: Eukaryota; Metazoa; Chordata; Actinopteri; Scombriformes; Scombridae
Gene: snrpc
Product: small nuclear ribonucleoprotein polypeptide C
Exons: 6
Coding region: 44-490 (148 amino acids)
Biological process (GO): mRNA splicing, via spliceosome; spliceosomal snRNP assembly; mRNA 5'-splice site recognition
Cellular component (GO): nucleus; U1 snRNP
Molecular function (GO): pre-mRNA 5'-splice site binding; zinc ion binding
Source: RefSeq, a predicted model, not a curated record
GUGAACACCGGAAUCGCGCUCUCGGCGGAGGAAGGUUUGAAACAUGCCGAAGUUUUACUGUGACUACUGCGACACCUACCUUACACAUGAUUCGCCGUCAGUGAGGAAGACACACUGCAGCGGUCGAAAACACAAAGAAAAUGUGAAAGAUUACUACCAGAAAUGGAUGGAGGAGCAGGCUCAGAGCUUGAUCGAUAAAACAACGGCUGCGUUUCAACAGGGGAAGAUUCCUCCCACACCGUUCCCCGGUGGCCCUCCCCCCGGUGGUCCUCCACGUCCAGGCAUGCUCCCAACACCACCCAUGGCAGGCCCUCCUAUGAUGCCCAUGAUGGGACCUCCACCUCAUGGAAUGAUGCCUGGCGGUCCGGGAGGCAUGAGGCCACCAAUGGGAGGACCCAUGCAGAUGAUGCCAGGACCACCACACAUGAUGCGUCACCCUCGUCCAAUGAUGAUGCCAGUGAGGCCAGGCAUGAUGCGACCAGACAGAUAAGACAGAGUGCAUUUUGUCCGUUCUUUGCUGCCAUGAACAGACACUGUCGAGUGAGGACACUUGGAUUAACACUUGGAUUUAAUAAUGCAACUUUUUAAAUUCUCAUCCUCUCUUCAACGUGCCCGGAUGUAAUUAUAUCAUUUUUUUGUGUAAUUACUUUUUAAUUUUUGCCUGAAUCUUGGUAUUUAUUACUAUCGAACUUAUUAGAAUACAUUUCCGAUCCCUGUUUCAAAAGACCUUUUUUUUUAAAUCCUCCUCCUGUGUUAGUGUCAAGUUAAGAAGAUCUCUCACUUCGACUUACUGUUCAACACACACAUUUUAUAGAGCGUCUUUGAUUUGACAAUAUUUGUUACUAUAUUGUUUGUUUUUAGGUUUUAAUUGUUUUUGUUAUAUUUCAUUGCAUUUCUUUGAGGAAUAAAGUGGUGAUUUCA